Cladophialophora immunda is the source of this 2953-nucleotide messenger RNA. RefSeq lists its product as uncharacterized. The coding region runs from base 529 to 2598 and encodes 689 amino acids. Lineage: Eukaryota; Fungi; Ascomycota; Eurotiomycetes; Chaetothyriales; Herpotrichiellaceae. The transcript has 2 exons. The record is from RefSeq and is a predicted model, not a curated record.
CAGACCUUGUAGAUGUCAGGGGCAUUUUUGCUGAGAUUUGGCGGUCCCCAAAAAGGGAAAGAAGAUCUCCCCACGCAGCGGCAAAAUGGGCAGAGGAUGACGAGUCGAGUGCAGUCUCUCCUUGUUCCUUUGCCACGGGCAGUUGAGGAUCGAAUUCCCACUGGGCGACGAUAAUGAUGCAAUUCCCAGAGGCGCGAAUCACUUUGAAGCGCGUCGCUAUCAUUUGAAACGAGCUUGGUUCGCGUGGCGCUGAGUUCCGCCCGCAUUCGGAAAUUAAGAGGUUGGUGCUCGGGUCGAGCGGCGACGAUCUCAGGAGAAACACGUCUUCACCACGGUUUUCUGUGACGGGCCGCCGAAUUUUGAACAAGACUGCCUUCGAGGUUGUCCAGAGAAUCGACUUGUGCGACCAAGAGCAUGGACAGUGGAUGCGACUGUUGAGGAUUUUCAAAACCCAAACAUUAACAUCGAGAUGCCGGGGGAUAGAAGCGGGAAACGUCACCACAAGAAUCGAACAGCGACGUCGCCAUCAUGUCAGAAUUAACGCCCAGCACGCUCUGCACCGCGUGUCAGUCCAUCUUUGAACCAAAUACGCAGAAGUCAGAGGAAACAGGGGAGAUCCCGCAUCAUGGCCUGGAAGAACUCGCAUCUCGGGCUAGCAGCUGCCAUCUAUGUUUGACCGUGUUCAUGUCCAUCGACCCAGACGCCUAUAGAAAUUUUCGGAAUCGAGGACUAGCCAUCGACUCGGUGGGAUUCGCCUGGAUAUCGCCCAUUGCGAGAGACCAAGCGAGGCUGAAGUUUCGAUAUGUGAAGCCUACGAAGUCUGAGGCGGACAAGGAGAACCGCGGACCUACUCCGAGCAGUAGUGGCUCGAAGGCGAGUCUGUCACUGAAUUGGGACGAGACGGCGGGGUUAGUGGUUGAGUUGAUUUUGAUGCAUCCUCGAUUUGCCGUUGAACCCGGAGUUCGAACCAUCGACCCCAGAUCCGUGAGUACAGCGUCGAUAGAAAGUCUCGAUCUCGCCAAACAGUGGAUCCAGGACUGUUCCUUCAACCACAUGAAAUGUUCCGUGACGUCGGCCGCCGACGCGACUUGGAAGCCUACACAUCUGCUGGACGUUUCAAUCCGAGGUCCCAAGGGCACUCACGGAGUGAAACUGGUGGAUGGCAUGUUCGUGGAUCCCCUGAGCGAGUACGUCACGCUCUCCCACUGUUGGGGGAAAUCCAAGACGAUCCGUCUGCACAAAGGGACGCUCGCAGCCUUGAGGCAGGGCGUCAGCGUGGCGAAUCUUCCAAAGACAUUUGCCGAAGCCGCUCUUGUGACGGACAGGCUAGGUUUUCGAUACCUGUGGAUCGAUGCGCUGUGUAUUCGGCACGAUAGCGAAACAGAUGUGUUGGCAGAGGUGGGACAGAUGCACCGUGUCUAUUCCGAGGCGACGCUCAACAUAGCCGCCACAUCCUCGAGGGACGACGCGAGCGGAUUGAUCUACAGUCGCAACGUUUCGGCAUUACAGCCUUGCAUUGUCCCCGUCCCCUUCGGCUUGGGGAUCGACGAAGGCAUGUACAAAAUACUGCGCUCCACCUUGUGGCACGAUCUGGUUGACUCGUCACCCCUCAACAAGCGAGCUUGGGCUUUCCAAGAACGCUGCCUUGCGAAGCGCACAUUACACUUUACUCGCAAUGAACUCUUCUGGGAAUGUCAGCAGAUGUGUUGUUCAGAGGUGUUUCCCAAGGGCCUUCCCGCCACCAUGGGCCCGCCUUCAUCUCAGGAGAGUGUGGAAUUCUUCAGCAAAAAGAUUCAUCACCAGCGCCACGGCAAUUGGCAUCAGCUGGUGAAGAUGUAUUCCCCCAAGAAGUUGACGUACUCGAGCGACAAGCUGUUGGCCAUCCAGGGGUUGGCGAAGCAGUACAUGGCAAAGAACAGACUACAUACCGACGAUUACCUGGUUGGCCUAUGGAAGCCGCAACUACCGCAUGCGUUGCUCUGGCGAGUAGAGGGCGGGAGGAGGCCAACGAAAUACCGGGCCCCAACAUGGACCUGGGCCUCGAUCGACGGCGAAGUCAAAUACCCCGAACCGGCGUCCUCGGCCCGGGAGACUUGCAUUGAGAUCAUUGAGCUUGAUAUGCAGUACAAUCCCUCGGGCGACAAUUUCGGCUUCGUCACGAGCGGCAAAAUGCAGGUCCGAGGAUUCAUGGCAAGAGGGCUGCUGAGACGAACGCGUGAUUAUUGGGGUUCUACGCCCUGCGUGAUCCAAUGUACCAAAGCCCAAGUUGAACUUGAGAAAGCAGCCUUCGACGACCGCCUCCCGAAACUCUCCGAGGCGGGCAGUGGGAUGCUCUGUGAAAUGCUCGAGAUCUACCUCUUACCCGUCAUCGACGUGGUGGACCGGGUGGAGGGAUUGCUCCUGUGCGCGACGAUGAAAAAGGGCGAAUUCAGGAGGAUCGGGGCCUUUGACGUGAGUCGUUAUGACCAGGCCAAUUGGGACCGGUUCCGCAGCGUCAUGAAAGGCGAGGCCGAGAUGAACAAUUACGUGGAGAGACUGGACCAUAUGAACGGGUAUUGGUUUGCGAGUGACUAUACUUAUACGAUUAAUAUCAUCUGAAGACCUCGGAGGGUUGUGUGGUUCGUGGUUGGUGGUGGAGUUAUAGGAUUGGGGAAAAGUCACAGCGAUGUCUCGAAGAGCGAUGUAUAUAUGUCUUGAUGUGAUGGGGGUUUUCCAGGAGCGAGCACGAUACGGGAUAAGAACGUGGAUGGGUACAUGGGAUGAUUGAUGGUGUGGUACUGGACUGGGGGGAUGGAUCAGGAGGGUUGGACCUAGGUAUUUCUUUUGUGCCGUGAUGCACUCACUCACAGUGUAGCAAGGAGAAAGGUGGUACAGAUCAAAUUGUGUGAGCCAAGAGAGUGUGACCAGAUGGCGUGUGUAAUGUUUGAUAACGACAUAAUAGUGAAAUGAAGAG